This is a messenger RNA of Clavispora lusitaniae ATCC 42720, 3813 nucleotides long. RefSeq names its product glycerophosphocholine phosphodiesterase (gene GDE1). The record is from RefSeq and is a predicted model, not a curated record. Lineage: Eukaryota; Fungi; Ascomycota; Pichiomycetes; Serinales; Metschnikowiaceae. Gene Ontology annotation, molecular function: glycerophosphocholine phosphodiesterase activity; protein binding. Gene Ontology annotation, biological process: glycerophospholipid catabolic process.
AUGAAGUUCGGCAAAACUUUUUUGACCCAUCAGAUCCCAGAAUGGUCUGGAUAUUACAUGAACUACAAGCACUUGAAGAAAGUGAUCAAGACAGUCGAUCAGUUUGCAAACUACCAUACUGCCGUUUCUCCGGAGCUCCCCGAGCUCAUUUCUGCUGUCUUGUCCCAGUUCUUCUAUGAGUUGGACCGUGACAUUGAAAAAGUGUCUGAUUUCUACGAUACGAAAUUCCACGAUUACCAAAGGAGAACAGACCGGGUGGUUCAUGCCUUGGGUUAUUCGAACGGAAAAGUCACGCAUGAGGUGGAUACCACAGACGAGCUAGAUGAGAUUGUAUCGAUUUUGCUUGAGCUCAGAGCCGUCUAUCGGAAUCUCAAGUGGUUUGGUGAGUUGAACCACAAGGGCUUUGUCAAGAUCUUGAAGAAGCUUGACAAGAAAUUGUUGUAUCUCACAGAGUUGGCCAAUGACCAGCUUCGUAGCAGUUCCGAGGAUGGUGCGGAAUUGCCGCAGGUUGAUUUGCCAAGGCACAACAAAGAGGCAUAUUUGGCCACAAGAGUCGAAGCUUUGCCUUUUGCCAACGGGCUGGAGCUUCAAGCGGGCUUGGAUACCAUCAAUGCAAUUUUGAACCAGCUUGGCGACCAGCAAUUGGAUCUCGAAUCUUCAGAAGCUACGGAAGCGGCUACGCGUGAUUUGAACGUGUUGAAGAUCGGCAAUAACCGCAAAUACUCUUUUGACAAGGAGUUUUUGGAGGAGUUCUACGAGUUGAUCCACGAAGAUAAUGCCUCAAAACUCAUGGCCAAAUUACAGACGUUGGAUCUGAGCACUCGGCUGUUGAAACUUUUGCUUUUAUUGUUGAACAAGGCCACUCUCGCCAAUUCCAUUGCCUGCGUGGACCUGUUGCUCGAGCAACUAUUGAAUAUGUCAGAAAAUGAGUCCCUGGCUUUUGCUGAUCCAUUGGAUAUCGCAGGACGCAAUUUCUUCCAUCAGUAUGUGGUGUCUUUGGGCAAAAAACAAGUCACAAAAGCACAAAAACUGGUUUUUCCGGGCGAGUCGGCAGAAUUAAGCAGACUUUACGGUAACAAGAGCGGUCCGGACGGGUCGCAGCUUACACCUGUGAGCAACGAAGGUUUGGCCCAUGUUUUGGAAAAAUUGGACCUGUAUCCUCAGCACCAGCACCUUCUUAUUGCUCGAGAUGGAUACAUGCGGACUCCCUUGCACUAUGCGGCUCAAUAUGGAAUUAAAGAUGUCACCAAGCUUAUUUUAGACUACUUGGUGCGCUGGAAGUUGGUGGACAUUGGAAAAUCCAUUGAUUCUGUAGAUGAAUGGGGAGACCAAGAAGGUCUCACGCCGUUACAUCUUGCGGUUAUUGGAAAACAUCCAAAAACGUUGCAAAACAUUCUUAAUGUUGUUGCCGUGAGUCUCACGUGUCCAGGCUUGCUUUUGCUUGCAGCUCGGUUAGGAACUGACGAGAUUGUGCGUUCUUUUAUUUCAGCCCGGUUAGUCGAUAUCAACUACUGUGAUGCCGAAGGAAAUUAUGAGACUUCGCUCUAUAUUGCAUCGAAGCUCCGUUUUGCACCCUUGGUGAAGUUUUUACUCGAUUCUGGCGCAGACACGGAGUUGGGCGAAAACGUCUUUGGGUGGACACCCAUUUUCAUUGCGUGUGCGGAAGGUUUCGGCGACAUUGUGGAGCUUCUCAAAGCUGGAGGUGCCACUUACAGCUUGGUGGAUAAUUCAGGCUGGUUGCCUAUGGAACAUGCGGCCUUGCGUGGCCAUUUGGACGUGGCUAAUCUGGUAAAGCCAGAUAACGAACGCUUGCUUCUUUACGACAUUGACAAUCCCGCUCGGAAUGUUCCACGGGUGGCCAAUCCUCUGUCUCAAGCUACAUCGCUUGCUGCAUCUCCAUUCUUGAACCCUACGGCUGAGGAUAUGCUUUUGCUGACUUCGUCUAUCGAAAAACUUCCUGAACCAAACAGAAAUGCUGUGAACGAAGUUUAUCGCCAGUUUAAACAAUUGGAUAAUGGUUCUUCUCUGUCAGUGAAUAUUGCGUCAACCAGUCCUCCAGAGGUGGCGAACAGAAACUUCCGCAGUCACCUGCGUUCUAGAUCUCCGGCUAACAGGCGGAAAAUGAAACCCAUUAAAUCCUUUGGCCAUAGGUUUUUGCAAAAGGACGAGCAGUUGAUUUUACUCACUUUGGGAACCACAGACUUGCGAGAUGAGCUGAACCCCAUCGACUUGAAUCGCAUUUCGUUGUCGCAAACCUUCUUCACAGAGUUGGAUACAGCGCUUUCUUUGGUGAUUACCUGCUGCGACAAACUGACCAAAAACGUCAUUGAGGCGCCAGUGGUUAUUGAUUUGCCUUUGGAGGAUCAACAUGGGAGCGCCACCGAUCCAAUUUCUUUCAAGUUGACUGGUGGUGUUGACUCGACAAAUGUUUACAUCACCUUUGAUAUUGUGCCCACAUACCAAUAUCCGGCAGUGAGUGUGGCAAAACGGAAAUCUCGUGUGUUGGGCAGAGGAGUAGCCAUGUUGGAAUCGGCAUACACAAAUGUGGGAAGCCACUUGAGAUCGUUGCACAAUUCAAUCACCGUGCCCAUUGUUCAACAAGAAUCACUCGAUUUGUUGGGAACUUUGAAGUUUGAGUAUUUGUGUGUGACUCCGUUUAAACAUAAGCAAAUGUCCAUUACUCGUUCGGAUACAUAUUGGAAACAAUUGGUGUCCACGCGAGUCAUUGGCCAUCGUGGUUUGGGAAAGAACUUCAACAAUAGAAAAUCCUUGCAGUUGGGCGAGAAUACUGUUGAGUCUUUUAUUGCUGCUGCGUCCCUUGGAGCUUCGUAUGUGGAGUUUGAUGUGCAAAUGACAAAGGAUUAUGUCCCUGUUGUUUAUCACGAUUUCCUUGUUGCUGAAUCUGGCGUGGAUAUCCCAAUGCACUUAUUGACUGCAGAGCAGUUCUUGGGUCUCGGAAACCAGAACUCCUCACCUGGAAACGGCAAGAUUUUCCACUACGAUAAAGUCAACCAAAACGGGAACGUCACGAGAAAUUUUGCCUUUGACGAUGAGCUCUUGGGUAAAUACAAUAGACCCCGGCUGAUGCUGUCGUAUCCAUCGGAACAGAAUCAGAAAUUGACUGUUGAAGAUGAUUUGGACAGAGAAUUCCAGGACCAGAUUACGCGCAGAAUGAAGCUCACCAAGACUUGGAAAGAGAAAGGUUUCAAGGGAAACUCUCGUGGUCUGUCGAUUGCGUCCGAUUUUGUCACGUUGAAAGAGCUCUUCAAAAGAUUACCAAAAAAUGUUGGAUUCAACAUCGAGCUCAAAUAUCCCAUGUUGGAUGAAGCUGAGCAUGAAAGCAUGGGUGAGGUUGCAUUUGACAUGAAUUUUUACGUGGACACCAUCCUUAAGGUCAUCUAUGACGAGAACACUACGGGACGUGAUAUUUUGUUCUCAUCAUUCCAUCCUGAUAUUUGCUUGUUGUUGUCCUUGAAACAACCCACGAUCCCAAUUUUGUUCUUGACUGAAGCCGGAACGCAGUUCAUGGCCGAUAUCAGAGCUUCGUCUUUGCAGAAUGCCAUUCGUUUUGCAAAAAAGUGGAACUUGUUGGGCAUUGUCAGUGCAGCGAAAACGUUGGUUACGACUCCUCGUUUGGCUCAAGUAGUGAAAAGUUCUGGUCUCGUUUGUGUUACCUAUGGUGUUGAGAACAACUCGCCGGAAUUGUGCAAAAUUCAAAUGAAGGCUGGCGUGGAUGCCGUGAUUGCCGAUUCAGUUUUAGCGGUGAGAGAAGGCAUGAGAAAGGAUGAUGGAGAUGCAGAACUAAAAGUUUGA